GUUGCCACGACAAGGCCGUGCUGCUCUACGAGUACGUGGGGAAGCGCAUCGUGGACCUGCAGCACACGGAGGUGCCCGACGCCUAUCGAGGGAGAGGAAUUGCCAAGCACCUGGCAAAGGCAGCCCUGGACUUUGUGGUGGAGGAGGACCUGAAGGCGCACCUGACGUGCUGGUACAUUCAGAAAUACGUCAAGGAGAACCCUCUGCCGCAGUACCUGGAACAUUUGCAGCCUUAAGGCAGGACUGCUCCCUCACCAGCACACCUGGCCCUGACUGUUCAAGGCGGCCUUGGCUUCUCUGCAGUCUCAGGAACCCCCUUCCCACACUGGCAAUUCCCGGUUUUUUAGCGUGUCCAUGCGGUGUGUGAGUGUGGGCACCUCCUCCUCCUCCUCCUCUGUGCCCACGUGGGAGCAUGGCCACAGCCCCUGGGCCAGGCUGCUCCGGGCACACAGGGUGCCCACCAGUGCUUUUCCCAAGCCAGGGGAUAGAAGAGGGUGAAUUUUCCACCAAACUCCAUUGCAAGGCCAGGGCAUGACUUGUUCUGCACCUCAUCCUCUCCCCCCUGCUUGGCAACAGCUCUGAACUUGCUGGGGGAUGUUGGUUAGGGCUGCUCAUGGGGUACCAGCCCCCCUUUGCUCCUGGCAGCUGGGGAGAUGCUGUGGGUUCAGCUCUGUGGGACAGAGGGAGGUGCUGGAGGAGCCCCAGCCCUGUGUCAGGCUCAUCCCCUGCAGCACCUGGUGGGCACCAGGCCGUGUCCAAGGCCACCUGCAGUUCAUACCAGAACAUGUGGACCAUGGUGGCACCUCGGGGGCUUUGCUGCCCUGGCUGUGGACACACUGGGAUGGUGACACCCUUGAGCCUGGAGACAAGAGCCCUGUGAGGAGUGGACUUGGACUGCAGAGUCUGUGCAGAGUAAGAAACGUGGCUGAGUUGCAGAUGCUGCUCCCUGGAGAUGCCAUCUCCCGCCCAGCUUGUGUACACAACCCUGAAGUGGCAUCCCAGAGGGUCAUGGACUGUUACUCGUUUCUCCCUGCCCUUGGUGUGGACACAGCCUGCUCAGGAGAAGAGACCAGCCCCACAGCCAGCCUUGGCCUGAGCACUGAGGGACAUCCCAGGACACCAGGGUGGUUUCCUGCAGCUGAAGAGGAAGGCUCCUCUCAUCUCCCUCUUCUCCACCUCUGCAUCCCUGUCAGUGCCCCAGAUCAGCCCCACCAGGACGUCCUGAGAGCAGCAGGGUGAGGCCUCCAGGACCUGCUCCUGGCCCAUCUGCAGGGUUCAGUGCUGGAGGUGCCUGCAUCCAUUGCAUCCCCGUGGAUCCCAAUGGCUCCUCCUUACAGCCUUUGGGAAGCAGCCCUGGCUCCUGGCAUUACCUGGCUGCUCAGGGCACUGGCAGCAUCGUGGGGACCUUGGCCAGCAGCAGGAACACCCUCAUUUCGUGCUCUUACCUCGGUGGAUGAUGAUUCUGUAGCACAACCCAGCAUUGCCACCCUCAGAUGUGGAGGUGACACCACGAUGGCAGGGCACUGCCAGCUCCCAGCUUGCUGCCUGUCCUGCCUUGCCUGCGUUCUCCAGGGCCUGAGCUGCACCUCAGAGCAUCUCACACUGAGCUCUCAGGAUUCUGUAGUGUCCCAAGGCAGGGCUGUGCUGAGGGAGGGAUUUGUUUUCAACACCCCCAGCCCUGGCUGCAGCCAGGCAGGACAUGGAGAACCUCUCACCUGGAGACCAAACCCAGGCCUUGCUGAGCUCAGCAGGGACUAAAGUUUACAGUCUGUGCCACGGAGUGACUGAAGCCCCAGGUGAGAGGCAGCUCAGCCCUUUCCCAGAGCCCAGCACAAAAUCCAUGGCAGCAAAGGCAAAAACUCCUACAAACUUCUCUCCUGGUUGGGGUGGCCAGAGAUGGAGACCCUGUGCCAGGAUUUCAGCCUGAGCUGUCCCUGGCCACCAGCUCGAGGGGAACCCUUGCUGCCUGCCCGUGCUUUGGGCUGCCCAUCACCAGCACAGCACAGCCCAGCCCUCUCAGGCUUCCAGAACUCCCAACCUCCAUCCCUGCCCUGCACACUGCAGGCUCUGAGACCCCUGCCCGUGCCCACCACCUGUGCCAGGGGGCAGAGCCACCUCUGCCCUGUGCUGCUCAGGAAAGGCUUCAAGCUCAGCCCUGCCUCUGCUUCAUUUCUGCCCUCCUGCUGCUGAUUUCACCCAGGCUGUGACCUUCAGGGUGGCUUUGAGGGACUGGGAAAGGGUAACAAACUGAAGGGGCUCAAGAAGAAAUGUGGGCUGCUAAAUGUUCUUUCUUUAACAUGCACAACACACUUCAACACACAGUUACAGGAGCAAGGCUGGCUCUGGUGCUGCUGUGAUGGCUGAACCAUCUCUUCUCUUGAUUCCAAGGUGAAGCUGAGCUGUUUUGCCCCCUGGAAGCCAAGAUCAGACACUUGUGUCUGUGCCACAGCAGGGCUGGGUGCGAUGCUUGAGCUCUGUCCUGCUUUAGUGCUCAUUCCCACUGUGAGCAGUCUCCAGCAGCCCCCUGACAUGUCAGCUCACUGCAGGGUGUGCUGUGCUCAGUGUCUGGGCAGAGCCCCACGCCCAGCCUGGCUCUGGAGCCCCGGUGCUGCUCUGGCAGGAACCCGGAGCUUCCCGGCGCUGGAUCCCGCAGCGAUCGCUGCCUUAACUCAGCACAGCUCCCGGUUCUGCUGCUGCUUCCUUCGAGGUGCUACAACCCCCUGGUGUCUGAGCUGGCAGGGACCUGUGCCAGUGGCUGUGCCAACCCUUUCUCUGCUGUGUCCCUGCUCUGUCCCUCCUCCUGGAUGCCAGUGAAUAGCAAUACCCGCAGCUCACCAGCGAUGAGCCCACGGUGCUCCUGUGACCCUGCAUGGCUGGGUGGGACCUGCCUGGGGGUCCCUCGGUGCUGGGUAACCCUUCCCUGCCUCCCCACCAGCUGCCUUUGCCCAGCUGGUCUCUGCAGAAAGGAGCUUUGAGUCCUGUGCUGCCCCUUGGUGCUGAUUAAGCCUGGAGGAGUUUGGGAUUUUGGACUCUCCCCGGGCAACAGGAGCAUGGAAGUGGUUUGGUUGAAUACUGAGCUCCCCAAACCCGUUUGAACUACAGACCUGUGGUGGGUGGGGGAAUGCAGGUGGCUGUCAGACCUGCUUCCACAGCCCCCAACUUGAAACACCCCCUUCCUCAUCCGCUCUCCAGCGUUGUCUUCCUCUGUCCCAGGUUUCCGUUCUGUUGGAUUCGGUGGUUACGAUGUGCCUUUCCUUCUCAGGACCUGUUACAAACAACCUUUCUGCUCUUGUUUAUGUUUAACAUUUAUCUUGACCCCUCCCUCUGUCAUACUAUAAAACAUGAACAUAAUGCAUGGAAUACAAUACAAUAAAAGUGUGGCUUAACUGA
This is a messenger RNA of Zonotrichia albicollis (white-throated sparrow), 3390 nucleotides long. The record is from RefSeq and is a predicted model, not a curated record. Lineage: Eukaryota; Metazoa; Chordata; Aves; Passeriformes; Passerellidae.